CUGUUUGAGGCUCGGAUCUCGGGUUUUAAGCCAAUUUUAUGCUAGGUUGUUCUUGUUUAUGACAUUUCAGGUCCUAAUGCGUGAAUGAAGGUUGGAGUACGAGUUAGGGGUCGAUUGGGCGAAAUCUGAACGAGCGAGGGAGAGCAGAUGAGUUGCACGGCCAGGACGGGACGACGCACGAUCGUGCAUGGUGGUCGUGCGAGCGAAGAUGCGCGUCCAGGGUUUGCACGACCGUGCACGACGUAAUUUCCGGCCGUGAUGAAUUAUGCGAGAAGCUGCACGGCCAGGCUCUCGGAUUGCACAUGCCGUGCAACGGCCGUGCACUCCCCUCACGGAAUUAAUUGAAACUCUGCGUUUUGGGUUACACGGGCAGCGAUGGAGGUUGCACGGCCGUGCGGUCUGGCCGUGCAAUCAAGGAUAGCUACUUCUUAACCCAAUUUCAGGUUUUGGAGAAGGGAUUCGACUUUUUGAGCAAAAACAGAGUUCUAGAGAGAGAAAGUGUGAAGAACAAACACUAGGAGCUAUUUGCAGUGGAUUUCUCACCAUUGAAGCCCAGAUUGCAUCCCGGGAGUGAAGAUUGACAUCCCAGAGCAGAUUAUUCCCAUCUUUAUGAGUAUGACAGCUUUGAUUUAUGUUUUCCUCUCUCUCUAUGGAGUAGACCAUUCUCUCACUUGGGUAUGAAGAACCCUAGUUCCAUGUGUUAGGGAUUUUGAUUGUAAUGACUUUUGGAUUGAUAUACUGCUUGAUUAUAAUCAAUUGAAGUGUGUUUAUUGAGUCAUUUGAAUCCUUAUCAACUUCUUUUGAUUUCUGGUGCAACCAAAGAUAGAUAGAAUCUGAUUUGGUUGUUAGAGCUUUUUUAAUUGAUAGGAGUGGAUUGAUUAUACGAGAUUUAGUCAAUUCAUUGCUUUGUACUGGAAUCCUAUUCCAUUAGUGGAGUUCUGUGUUAAUUACCUUAGCUUUCUAUCCCGGUGAAGACUAGUCGUCUGCCAGUUAGUUUUUCCAAGAGGGCUUGGUCAGCUUAAGAGAUUCCAAGAUACUGUCGGAUCUUCUGUAGUUUAAUCAACAGUAUAUCAACCUAAGUAAAUUACAACUUGGACCUAACUAAAGAGAUAGGGGGACUCAUUCCUGAGUGACUCUUCUCUUACUUCAGGAAACCGGACAAUUUACUGCUUUCUUUCUGCUUUACUUUGAACUCACAUACAUUCACUUAUUCCUGCUAGAUAAUAGAUAAUCACGGAGUAGGCAGUACAUCUAGGCCCCGGGUUGAUAAAUUAAACUUACGGUAUUCUUCAUUUCCGGACUGCGAUUAUACUUGGUCGCAUUUUGGUGUUGUGUCAUAGCGUGUCAACUACACAAGUAAAGCAUCCUAACACUACUAAUAAAAAAAAUAACAUAGGGUGAGGUAGAGUUUAGAUUUCUCAUCGACCAACAUCCUCCAUAGAGCUACACUAUCCUUUCUAGAUUGCACCUGGCUGGACUCUAACUACACAUUCCAAUCGACAGCCAAGUAUAACCGACGACUGUGUGUAACAUUUGGCAAGCAACAAAUAAAAUUUAUCGUACCACGAGGAUCUAAGCUUACCUUACUUUGGGUUUAGGGUUCGUUAUCUAGCCAAUCUAGGAUAGUGAUUAAGAAGAAUAAACUAACUAACCUAGCUAUUUACAAGGUAGGAGCUCUCUUGGGUUUGAAUUCCCCUAGGUCCGCCGUUUGAUCGAUGUUGAGUACUAUCCUAGCUCGAUUGUCUCAAUACUCUACCGUUAGGAGAUAGGCUCCCUCGAUAUCGACCCCGAAUGACGAAUCUAUGGAUGGGUAGGUGCUCUAUUCAACCCAGGGUUUCAUAUAUUUCUAGGAGGUAGAUCGAAUACACUCCCUUGAGGAUUUACUGGACAAUAUAUAAAAGGAGUGACCCGAAGACACCAAUAAUGGGCUCUAAGGGGAUUUUCUCCCUCCCAGGUCAAAAGCUCAAUUCAUGAAAAUGUAAACCCAACUCAUGUCAUCAUGAAAACAUCCAUCAAUUAAGUAAAAUCAUCAAUCAAACAUGAAAUAUGUCACAUACAUCAGCACCCAAUCAAAAUCUAGAACUAGGGUUCUUAAUCCUCAAGAGAAGAGGGUGAGUUUCUAUAGAGAGAAAAGAGAGAUUAGAAAUUGGAUCACAAGAUCUUCUUCUUCUAGGCUUGAUUCCUUGCUUUCAAGCUUGAUCAAUGCUUUUAAUUAAGCUCCAAGAUCUCUCAAUAACUCUCUCUCUCCUUCUCUCUCGCACACACACACACACACUAGAACUCCACUUUGGUGUUUUGAGUCGGAACCCUAGAGAGAAUCGAUUUCUCCUCCAAAACCAGCUCUCCUUUCUCUCUCCCACCUGUUGUCUUUAUAUUUGCCCGAUAGUUCCUACUUCAUGGUUAUUGUUCCCGGUCAUGAUAAUAGCAAGCAGAGGGUGGUCUCGCCCAAAAGCGCACCAUUUUUGGCCAUUUUCACGAUCUGGGGGUGAUUUUCAUGGUCUCAGAAUCGUUAUAUCUUUUAGGCCCUCGAGACGCACAAUGGCUGCUGGAAUUUGGCAACUUCACGGUCUAGGGGUAAUUAUCACGGUUUCAAGACCGUGAUAAAUGAGUGCUACCCUUGAAGUCUUGCACUUCACUCUCUGGGGGUGAUUUUCAUCCACUCAGGGCGUGCCAAAUGCCUUCAGCCCGUAAACAUUGCAAAGCCUCCACUUUUUGGCUCGUUUUGACCUCCGAAUGACUCGAAACUCGUCCUGGAGCGUCCCACCCGUAUUAGAACCUUAAAUUAACUAAAAUAAGCACAACCUUGCAUAAAAUAGGUCGAGAGAUUAUCAAAUGCAAAGUCAAACUAUCAAAAAAUUAGGGAUAGAAUGUGUACAAUUGAGCCUGAAUCAGUACUGAUUUGGCUCCAAAUGUAUACAUUUUACCCCUCAUUUCUUGAUAGUUUGACUUUAUAUUUCAUCGUCCCUCGACAUAUUUCACGCAAGGUUGUGCUUGUUUUGAUAUAUUUUAGGUCCUAGCACGUAUGGAAGGGUCGAGCACCAGUUUCGGGAUGAUCAGAGGUUAAAAAGAGCAAAAACCAAAGAAAAGUCCAAAGUCACAUUGAAGCGAAGGCGUCCAAGAACCAGCCGCAAUUCACGUUCAAAGCUGCAAGUUCACGGUCACCAGGACCGUGAACUGGAACAACAAAUCGUGAAGCGCAAAGCGUCGAGGGCGGUUUCAGAGGUUACUGACGCCGAGUGAGUUCACGGUCCCCAAAACCGUGAACUUUGAGUGCAAACCUUGAACUUAAGUGAGUGAAGUGGUGCAUUUCGACACAACACUCCGAGUUUACGGACACGUUUAGGUGUUCACGGCCAUGAACUGGAAGGCCGUGAACUCAGCUCGAUCACAGUAUAAAGUGAGAACUGAAAGGAAGAAGAAAAGGGAGCUUUUUGGUAGGUUUUAGUUUUCAGAGUAAAGAGGAUUGCUAUUGAGAGAUAAGUGUUUCGUCUUCCUAUUCUAGAGAGAGAAAGUGCCAUUCAAAGGAGGAAGAAAGGGAUUUGGGCUUUCCCUAAGUUAGAGGAGUGAAGAUUCUUACCUCUCAAGGGAGAUUCAAGCAAGGAGGAAGGAAGGUUGUCAUCUCUUCAUGGUUCUUUCUCUCCUUUUUCUUGUUUUCCUUUGUCUAGCUAUGGAAUAGCCCACCUACUCACUUGGGUAUUGUGAAUCCUAGUCUAGAUAUGUGUUAGGAUGUAAAAAUAUGAUUCUAUUAGGAGUUCAUGAUUUGUGGGUGUUGCUUGCAUUAUCUCAUUAUUGGGUCAAAUAGACCUAGGAGGUUGAAAUCCCCCUUUGGGCCAUAGGGAGCUUGAACUCCUACCCACUCGGGUAACCCUUUCUAUAUUAACCUAGGGCCAAAACCUCAAGUAUCGGAUUAUCACCUUGAUUCCCACGUGAUUGGUCUCUCCGCCAUCGGGAUUAAGUUCCGAGGGAUUGGUUUGCAAUCCUUAGUUAACUAGUUUAGAGGGGCUAGAACGUCUAGCCUAGAGUUGCAAUCCACAACCGAAAGGUUACGAGAGUUAGACCGCUAACUUAAUUCAACAAUCCUAAAUUGGUCGACUAAGGGAGUUAGGAUUUCCUCGGUUGAUCGGUUAAGAGAGCUAGAUUCCCUAGCUUCGUGCGAUUCAAGUUUUUGGGAGUUAAAAACUUGGGAUCUAGUCAGGAUUAAUUCGCGGUGUAGUUUCGUGCGAUUCAAGUUUUUGGCGCCGUUGUCGGGAGCCUUACGAUCCAUUACUCAGAAAAGGUCACUUAGUGUUACUCUAGCAUUUUCUUUCUUGCCUUUUGUUUGUGUUUUUUGUUUCAUGUGCGUUUUGUUUACCACUGUUCAUCUUGAAUGUUGGUUUGUGUGUGUUUGGUUUUCCUUUUUAGUGUUUUUUGUGUUUAUAGGUAUUGGAUCAUGGAUCCUUAUGAUUUCACCCAAAUGUGGGGGUAUCCACCACCACCCGAGAGGGGUUACCCCGGAACUUCAUGGGACGAUCAAAAUGGGCAAGUCAAGGAUUUGGGUUCUACUACCAACCCCCCUUCCAAGAUGAACAACAUACCAAUGGGAGUAUCAAGAAGCUUCCCUAUAUCAAGAAUAUUCCCCUCAACAACCCGAGGAGAAAUCCAAGUUGGAGUUCGCCAUGGAGGCUUUCAUGGGACACACCUCAAUACCAUGUGCCACUCCACAACCAGAGCCAAAGAGGAAAUUAGAGCUCAUGGUGGAGCGAUUCGUCAGGGGCACCGAUGAAGGGUGCUCUAGCAUGGACCUCCCAAUUGCCAACCCUCUCGACUCCACCUUUCUUCGAGAAUCGAAGGAGCUCCUUCGAUGCGCGGAGAGGCUAGGAGGGCUUGUAGAGCAAGCAUGUGCACAACUUGCUCAUAAUUGCCUCCUACCAUUAGAAGAAAGAGAGGAAUUCAAAGAGGCGAGCCAUGAGAAUUUUGGAAGAAUGAGCUCCGACAUGGAUUUCCAACCCCUCCCUCCUCCCGGCUUGACACUAGAUAAGAAGGUGGCACGAGCUUGUGCAAGCUAUCUCCUUUCAUCAUUGGAGGAGAAACAAGAGGUUGAAGGAUCAAUCAAUGAUAACUGAUAGACCGUUAGUUACACAUGUUUUCACCCCUGUUCUUACACCGUUUGAGAGGUGGUUUCUCGUGUUUUAGACCGAUUUCACGCUAGGUUGUGCUUGUUUGUGAUAUUUCAGGUCCUGGCAAGUGAAUGAAGGUUUAGGAGCGAGUUCGGGGUCGAUUGGGCGAAGAUCGGGCGCGAGACAAGUCACAAAGGAGGUCACACGGGCUACCCUGAUGAUCACACGGCCGUGUGAAGUAAUGGCCUGGCCGUGCGAGUUUUGCCGAGAGCACACACGGGCAGAGCAGAGGAUCGACACGGCCGUGCAAGUGGCCGGGUUGGCCGUGCCACAAUCUGCGAGAGCAAACACGGGCAAGAGGGGAUGUCCACACGGCCGUGCCACUCUGGCCGUGCAAGAGCCUGGAAUUCGAACUAAUUGGAACGCAGCGUUUUGACUCACACGGGCAACUGGGUAAGCCACACGGCCGUGCCACCCUGGCCGUGUGAGUCGGGAUUUUCUGCUUAAAACCCGAUUUUCAGCCAAAGGAGAGAGGAGAGCUGGGUUUUGGAUCCCAAACACCCAAGGGACGAACCAAAGAGAGAGAGGGCGAUUUGAGGGCAUUCUUGGAGUGGAGUUGGAGGAUUUCUUCGCCUUGGAAGCUCGAGGAACAAGCCCGGACUUGAAGACUGAUCAUCUGAAGAUUCUUACUGCAGUCUCUCUCUUCUCUAUGGAGUAACUUCCCUUCACUUAGGUUUUGAGGAACCCUAGCUAUGUUUGUUUGAUUGGAUGAUUGUAUGAGUACUCUGACUGGAUAAUCUUGAGUUCAUAUUCAAUCUAUGCAUGUUUCAUGAUUCAAUUCUGCUUUAGUCGAGAUUAUUGAUUCUGCUUUGAUUCUAUGAGAGGGAAUACCUGAUUAGGUCAAUAGAGCACCAUAGAUUGA
This is a messenger RNA of Linum trigynum, 6018 nucleotides long. Lineage: Eukaryota; Viridiplantae; Streptophyta; Magnoliopsida; Malpighiales; Linaceae. The record is from the annotation of a GenBank genome assembly.